Messenger RNA from Polypterus senegalus (gray bichir), 2939 nucleotides. It is a transcript of the gene clptm1, whose product is annotated as CLPTM1 regulator of GABA type A receptor forward trafficking. Lineage: Eukaryota; Metazoa; Chordata; Cladistia; Polypteriformes; Polypteridae. The record is from RefSeq and is a predicted model, not a curated record. Gene Ontology annotation, cellular component: membrane; endomembrane system. Bases 108 to 2021 code for a protein of 637 amino acids. The transcript is spliced from 14 exons.
CGCACAUCUCGCGAGCUUUCAAGCAGUGCCUGCGUAUUCAUCGCGGCCGGCGUGUGUGAGAGUGUCGUGUGUGUGAUAACCAGCGAGAGAGAUCGAGAGACGGGAAGAUGGCGGUACCGGAGAGUGAAUCGAGUCAGCAGCGACCGUCUUCACCAGUCGUCAGUAAUGGCCAGGUUAGUCACAAUGGAGCUGCUGGAGCAGAUCAGACGAUACAGACUGCACCUGAUCAACAGCAGCAACAGCCACCUCCUCAACAACCACCAAAUGCCUGGCAGGUUAUCAAGGGCAUUCUCUUCAGAAUUUUCAUCAUCUGGGCCAUCAGCAGUUGGUUUCGUCGAGGACCUACAACUCCAGACCAAAGUAGUACCGCGACUGCACCACGAGUCCCUAGCCGAAAUCUUUUUCCUAAGGACACACUUAUGGACCUAUAUAUUUACAUCUCAGAAGAUGAGCUCUUCACAGAUUUCAAUAACACUGACUUAUUGUUUUGGAGUCAGACAGACCUAGUGUAUGGAGACUGGACUAGUGGAGAAAAUGCAGAUGGAUGCUAUGAACAUUACGAUGAAUUGAGUAUUCCAGAGAGCGUUCAGCACAAUGGCUCUCUUUACAUACAUGUCUACUUCACAAAGAGCGGAUUCCACCCAGAUCCUAAACGCAAGAAUCAGUAUAGAAGGCUAGCAACAGUCCACAUGUCUCGAAUGCUAAAUAAAUAUAAACGCAGGAGGUUCCUAAAGACCAAAAAUCUUCUGACUGGAGAAACCGAAGCUGAUCCUGAGAUGAUUAAGAGGGCAGAAGAAAAUGGCCCAGUGGAAGUCAUUUCUCAUUGGCAUCCCAACUUAACAAUUAACAUAGUGGACGACCACACUCCCUGGGCAAAGGGAGCAGUGCCCCCUCCACUCGAUCAGUAUGUGAAAUUUGAUGCAGUCAGUGGAGACUACUACCCAAUUGUGUAUUUUAAUGACUACUGGAAUUUGCAAAAGGAUUACAUUCCCAUUAAUGAAACACUGGAGAAGCUCCCCUUCAGAAUUUCUUUUUGCCCACUGUCUCUGUGGCGUUGGCAGUUGUAUGCAGCACAGAAUACAAAAUCUCCUUGGAAUUUCCUUGGAGAGGAUCUCUAUGAGCAGUCUGAUGAGGAUCAAGACUCUGUCAAGGUAGCCCUCUUGGAGACAAACCCAUAUCUCUUGGGGCUGACAAUUGUUGUUUCCAUUGUACACAGCAUCUUUGAAUUUCUGGCAUUUAAAAACGAUAUCCAGUUCUGGAAUAGCAGGCAGUCACUUGAGGGCCUUUCUGUUCGUUCAGUCUUCUUUGGUGUGUUCCAGUCCCUGGUUGUACUUUUGUACAUUCUUGACAAUGAGACCAACUUUGUUGUUCAAAUCAGUGUCUUUAUUGGACUUCUCAUUGACUUCUGGAAAAUCACAAAGGUUAUGGAUGUUAAGCUGGAUAAAGAAAAUAAAAUUGCUGGCAUUUUCCCUCGCUUAUCUAUAAAAGACAAGUCAACAUAUGUGCAGUCAUCUACAAAGAUUUAUGACGAUAUGGCCUUUAGGUACCUUUCUUGGCUGCUUUACCCACUUUUGGGUUGCUAUGCUGUUUACAGCUUAUUGUAUAUGGAGCAUAAAGGCUGGUACUCGUGGGUUCUAGGAAUGCUCUAUGGCUUUUUGUUAACUUUUGGAUUCAUCACUAUGACCCCACAGCUAUUUAUCAACUACAAGUUGAAGUCUGUAGCUCACCUCCCCUGGAGGAUGCUUACAUAUAAAGCACUAAAUACCUUCAUUGAUGACCUCUUUGCUUUUGUCAUUAAAAUGCCGAUGAUGUACAGGAUAGGAUGUCUUAGAGAUGAUGUAGUAUUUUUUAUUUACUUGUAUCAACGCUGGAUCUAUCGUGUGGAUCCAAACAGAAUCAAUGAGUUUGGGACAAGUGGUGUGGACCAGAUGAAGCAAACAACAGAACAGAAUGCUAUUACAGAUGGUAAAGUGACCACAGCAGAUACAGAGAAGCCUCAAGCAGAAAAGAAGAAUGAUUAGUCAUCUAAAAAAAAAGAGAAAAAAUAAAAGUAAUGAUCAGUAGAUAAAAACAUAAUGAUUUUAGUGAUGGGGAUUAAAAUGGACAGACAAUGAAGCAGUUUAUGCUUCUCUGGUCCCCACAAAGCCCAAUAGUUUAUUUUUUUUUAUAUGUAUAUUCCAAUUAUUUACUUUGUUUUUGAAACUGGGUGAAGUAAUUGUUGUACUGUAUUUGUGUUCAGAGGAGGAUGGAACAGUGGUUAAAAGCAUAUCCCUUUAUUUAAAAAAAGAAAAAAGACUCAAAAGUACAAAACUCUGGUCCAUUUUGUCGUGAAUUCCAUUUCCACUGUGAGUGUAACUUCAUAUAUUGUCUGCCCCUUAAGGGUUUAAAGUUCAGUUUUGCACUAUUUCAACACAGGCCAUCAUCCUGUGCAGCUGCCAAGGUUUGUUUGAAGAUUUUAAGGGGUGGGGUAGUGGAGGCAGAAGUGGGUUGUGAGACUUAUUUUCUUCCCAUCAGGGUAAAACGGCCAUGUAGCUAUGAAAUCAUUUCUUCCUGGCAGUUUUUGUUGUACUUUUUUUGGAUCUUGUACAGACUUUAAGCUUGUAUCUUAAUUAUACUGUUGUACAUCACAUUACGUGUUUUUAUUUUAUUAACAAAAAAAAAUCAGACAUACAACACAUACUUGUAAAAUGGUGGUGUUUUCUUGUUGUUUUAAAACACACUGUGGUGCCUAAAGGUUAUGCUUUUGCAGAACAUGAGUGUUAUUCUACUGGAUUGUUUCAUUUGGCAAACUACAAAAGUUUGUCAUAAUGUGAAUAAGCAUUUUGUUUUGGCCUAUCACACAUUCAUGAGCUAACCAAGAUGAUCGCUACUCCAAAGAUACUAGGUUAUGCUAAGGCUGUUCAUAAAGGUUUUUAAAAAUAAAGAUUUUAAUUGGACAA